AUGUACAGAAAAGAAAGAAUCACUGUUGAACUUUGGGAAUUUUCCAUUUUGAAAGCCGUUCAAAUAUUUUUAAAUUCCUUCUUCGACUUUGUUCAGAGAUUGAAUCAUCAACUUGAUCAUUUGGCUGGAGAUGUCCUCGUUUCUGCCGGAACAAUCGCCUAUCUUGGCCCCUUCACGGGUGAAUUCCGAGCUGAUCUCGUCAAAGAAUGGACUGAAUUCAUCGACAAGCGGGGAGUGCCCCGCACGGAUCAACCCGAUCUCGUCGCUGCUUAUGGCGACCCAGUGAAAAUCCGCAACUGGCAGAUCUACGGUUUGCCGAGGGACUCUUUGUCGACGGCAAAUGCCAUUGUUGCGCAGUAUACAAAGCGAUGGCCGCUAUUCAUCGACCCUCAGGAAAGGAGUAGUAAAUUUGCGAACUCAGAAUUUCUCGUCAAUAAUUUUCUUUAUAAAGAAAAAACCAGACAAGGCCAAGCCAACAAAUGGAUCAAGCAACUGGAGAAAAAGAACCAACUCGACGUGCUAAAACUCACCGACAAGGACUUUCUCCGCUCCCUCGAAAACGCCGUGCGUUUCGGAAAGCCCGUUCUCUUAGAGAAUGUGCAAGAAGAACUCGAUCCUGCGCUGGAGCCGAUUCUACUGAAGCAGAUUUUCAAGCAGCAGGGAUGGAACGCGAUCAAAUUGGGAGAUGCUGUGAUUCCCUACCACGACGAUUUCAAGCUUUACCUCACCUCCAAGCUCCCCAAUCCUCACUACACGCCCGAAAUUUCCACAAAGGUCACCGUCAUUAACUUUACUCUUGCUCCGUCUGGACUGGAAGAUCAGCUGCUCGGCCGCGUUGUGGCAGAAGAACGACCGGAUUUGGAAGAAGCCAAGAACCAGCUCAUCGUGCAAAAUGCGAAUAUGAAGCAAGAACUUAAGUCGAUCGAGGACGAAAUUCUCCAACGUCUUUCCGACUCGCAAGGAAACCCAGUCGACGAUGUGGAUCUCAUCCAAGCGCUAGAAGCCUCGAACGCCAAAUCUAAAGAAAUCAAGGCCAAGGUCGCUGCGGCAGAAAUCACGGAGAAGGAAAUCGACGAAACUCGAAUGAAAUACAUCCCCGUCGCUGUCCGAUCGCAGAUCUUAUUCUUCUGCGUCUCCGAUUUGUCCAACGUCGAUCCGAUGUACCAAUACUCGCUUGAUUGGUACGUUAACAUCUUCGUCAACGCGAUCGCCAACGCCGAGCGAUCAGACGACAUCGACGAGCGAAUUGCAAAUAUCAACUCGUUCAUGACAUUCUCGCUCUAUUGCAACGUCUGUCGAUCCCUCUUCGAAAGACACAAGCUCAUGUUUGCCUUCCUCGUCUGCAUUCGCAUUCAACUCAACGAUGCAGUCAUCAAUCCUAUGGAAUUCCGAUAUCUUCUUGCAGGCUCAGCUGCGUUGCCCGAAUCGGAGUUGAAAAAGCCCGAAUGGGUUCCAGACAAAUCAUGGAUGGAGCUUCUUCAAAUGGAAUACUCGAUUGAUCGAUUCAAAGGAUUCCCGCAAGAGUUUAUUGAGAAAGAAGACGUCUGGCGUCAAAUUUAUGAAAACCCGAACCCGCACAAAAUGGACAUGCCCGUCAAAGAAGAACUCAACGAUGGCCUCGCGAAAAUGAUCGUGUUGAGAAUGCUUCGGUCGGACAAAAUUACGAACGCAGUUCAAGACUACGUCGCAGCUAAUCUUGGCCAACGAUUCAUCGAGCCGCAGAGCACUGAUUUGGCUGAGGUAUUCGCAGAAUCCUCCCCAACAUCGGCUCUUAUUUUCGUCCUCUCGUCCGGUACAGAUCCUGCUGCUGAUUUGCACAAAUUCGCAGAGGCAAAGAAAUUCACCAAGAAAAUGAAUUCGAUCUCGCUCGGCCAAGGUCAGGGCCCGAUCGCCGAAGCUUUGAUGAAAUCAGCGAUGGAACGAGGACAGUGGGUAUUCUUCCAGAACUGUCACUUGGCGCCAUCUUGGAUGCCUAGCUUGGAACGACUGAUUGAAAACAUCUCCCCUGAAUUUGUUCAUCGCGAUUUCCGAAUUUGGCUGACUUCGAUGCCUUCGAACAAGUUCCCGGUCUCUGUCCUGCAGAAUGGCUCUAAAAUGACGAUGGAGCCUCCUCGUGGAAUCAAAGCCAAUCUGCUCAAGGCGUACACGACCAUGGUUGUCGAUGAUGACUUCCUCGAAGCGUGCAAGACGCCAAAUAUCUUCAAGACUCUCCUCUUCUCUCUUUGCAUGGUGCACGGUGUUCUCCUUGAGCGCAGAAAGUAUGGCUCCCUCGGUUUCAACAUUCCGUACGAAUUUACGGAUGGAGAUCUUCGAAUCUGUCAGUCGCAGUUGCGAAUGUUCUUGGAUGAAUACGAGCCAGAAGUGCCUUACAAGGUUUUGACUUACACAGCCGGUCACAUCAACUACGGAGGUCGUGUUACUGACGAUUGGGAUCGACGAUGCAUGAUGUCCAUCCUUGGUGAAUUCUACAAGCCCGCCGUUCUCGAGACAGGCUACAUUUUCGAUCCGUCCGAAAUCUUCGUUCAAAUCGAUCCAGCCGAGUCCGAGUUCGCCGACUACAUGAAUUACUACAGAACUUUGCCGAUCAACGACAAGCCAGAUGUUUUCGGCCUUCACGAUAACGCUGAUAUCGCUUACGCCAACAAUCAGACUAUGUUCCUCCUCAACACUCUUCUCGCCCUCCAGCCGCGAUCCGCUUCUGGUGGUAUUUCACGAGAAGACGUGGUUUCCAAGCUUGCAACGGAGAUUCAAGGCCAGUUACCACCUGUAUUCGACUUGGAAGGAAUCAUGAAUAAGUACCCAGUCAUGUAUGAAGAAUCCAUGAAUACUGUUCUGCAACAAGAAGCAGAAAGAUUCAAUAAAUUGCUGAAUGUCAUGAAGAGCUCGCUCAGCCAGAUGCAAAUGGCUAUCAAAGGUCUCGUUGUUAUGUCUGAUGCACUUGAAAAGAUGUUCAACUCUCUCUUCGACAAUCAAGUCCCAGCGAACUGGUCAAAAUGCGCGUAUCCAUCCCUCAAGCCCCUCGGUGCAUGGGUAAAAGAUCUUGUUGAGCGAUGCCAGUUUAUCCAAAAUUGGGUCGACAACGGUACCCCAGCUGUCUUCUGGAUCUCCGGAUUCUUCUUCCCACAAGCUUUCAUCACUGGUACUCUUCAGAACUUUGCACGAAAAGUGCAAGUAUCUAUUCAUACGAUUGGAUUCGACUUUGCUGUCCUUCCCGGUCCGCUUGAUGAAUGGGAGCGUGUUCAGAAGGCGCCAGAUGAUGGAUGUUACAUCAGAGGCUUGUUCUUGGAAGCGGCUAUUUGGGAUGUAGACAAACAGAUUCUUGCUGAAUCGCGUCCAAAGGAGCUCUACACCGAUAUGGCUGCGAUGCAUUUGAUCCCAGUUCCAAAUCGCAAAAAGAAAGAAUCUGGAAUCUACACCUGUCCGAUCUACAAGACCAUCACUCGAGCUGGUACUCUUUCGACGACUGGUCACUCCACCAACUUCGUCAUGCCAGUCGAGCUGCCGACCGACAAGGACGAAAAUCAUUGGAUUCGACGCGCUACUGCGCUCAUGUGUUCUCUUGAUUACUAA
Molecule: messenger RNA, 3570 nt
Organism: Oikopleura dioica
Lineage: Eukaryota; Metazoa; Chordata; Appendicularia; Copelata; Oikopleuridae
Source: the annotation of a GenBank genome assembly